This is a messenger RNA of Mya arenaria, 3810 nucleotides long. Its product is annotated as SPARC-related modular calcium-binding protein 2-like. Gene Ontology annotation, molecular function: heparin binding; extracellular matrix binding; protein binding. Gene Ontology annotation, biological process: extracellular matrix organization. Gene Ontology annotation, cellular component: basement membrane. Lineage: Eukaryota; Metazoa; Mollusca; Bivalvia; Myida; Myidae. Bases 1023 to 2927 code for a protein of 634 amino acids. The transcript is spliced from 13 exons. The record is from RefSeq and is a predicted model, not a curated record.
GGUGCAAUGUUAAUGAAACAAAUAAUGUUUUCUUUAUUUUUUCAUGUUUGCGUUCGUGACAUGAUGUAUUGAUCAUGAGAAGAUGCGUUUUUAUGUAAAAGUAUGAAAUUCCAAACCAGUGUUGACAGGUAUGCGCGAUCACCAUCCAGUAAUGAUGUCAUUAUGUCUGGCAUAGUGGGGAAGAACAAUAAGAUUAAUACUUUCCCUGCACUAUGAUUCAACAAGUGCUUAAGCAUGCGAAAAUCCUGUGUUAUAAGUACGAUUAAAGCAUUUACAAAGUGUGAUUCAACGCUUACUUUAAAAGUCACAGGUGGGAAUAUUAGGAAGGAUUUAUAUUAUUAAAAUACUGAAUGUAGCCUGUGCAUCGGGCCGACUCGUCGAGUGGGGGCUUAAAGUGCUGUGGUUAAGGCAGACUUAUCACUCAAGUCUAUGCCGUCGGUCAGUAGAGCUACAGUGUUUACUACGGAGUCUUUCUGUAAUUAAAGUGGUUAAUUAAUUUAAUAUUGGUCUAUCUGUUGAGGAAACUAGUGAAUUGUGAUCAGCGAACAUCAACCGAAUCGGUUUUUUUUAUAAAAUGAAAUGGAGAUUAAUUACAUCAAAUAUUUCGAGUAACAUAUAAAAAUAGUAAUAUUCAACGUAUUUACAUUAAUAUUCAGCAGCUACGAAAAUACUUGAAAACAAAAGGAGUGUAUUAAACACACCACUGUGACGACAAUUUGGAAUGUUUAUUUUCUUAGAAAUCAUAUUUACGUAACCUGGGAUCAAACAUAAACAUGACACACGUUUCAUAAUGUUUUAAAUACAUUAAACGUAUUUGAUACAUUCCAAAAUUGUAAAGGAUAUCAUUUAUAUGAUUGAAAGGAUUUUACUGGAAAAUACCAGCUGGAAACGAUUGGACUUAAAUUAUGACGUCAUUUACGUCAUGACGUUGUAAAAAUAGUUAUAUGGGUGUUGGAGAAACGUGUUUUCUGUGACGUAGGGUGGCGCGUGACAAUGCCCCACGCGCCCGUGACGCAGUGAUAAUGUACCCACGCGCGUGGUUAUGUGUCUUAGCAAUGUCCUGGAUCGCAGUGCCGAUGGCGUCGGCUAACUCUCUGUCUGUCUCCGAGAUACAAGCUACAGGAAAGGUUUUGUUCCGUGCCCUCCGUGACAGCGAGGAAUUGUGCAAGGUUCGGUGCAAGUCUCGGAAGUCGAGGAUCAUGUGCGGGUCCGACGGGACCUCGUAUUUGUCCAAGUGUGAACUCAAGAGGGCCAGAAGGUGUGAGGGCAAGAAAGUCACUAUUGUGAAGAAAGGGAAAUGUGCAGACGAGGAUGUUCCAGUGACCAAAUGUUUUCAAGAAAAGGAGGAGGCACUGCGCUCUGUUGCGGACGGCGCCGAGAACGUCUUCAUCCCGGAAUGCAACACGGAUGGCACUUUCCGGGAAGUACAGUGUCACAGCGCUUCCGGUUUCUGCUGGUGCGUCUCCGAAGAGGGUAAGCCGUUCCCCCGGACAUCAACAAAGGACGGACAGCCUAACUGUAAGGCAAAAGAUAAAACAGACAAUCGACCAAAAACAAAAUCCAGAGUAAGACGAAAAAAAGGAAAAAAGAAUCGAAAAUCCGACAAAAGAAAAUCUUCUAAACGUUGUACAAAUAAAGAAAAAUCAAGAUUUAAUUCCAAUUUAGUUCGAGUUUUUACUGAAGAGUAUGAUCGAGCAAUACGCAAUGUUUUAUCUACAGUUCCAGACACUAAAGAUCCGCUGAUGGACACCUUAGAAAAACAGGUUGUUGAGUGGAAGUUUUCACAGUAUGACUCAAAUGGUGAUAACCUCCUUCAAAUAAAGGAAGUGAACGGCUUAAAACGAUUAGUGAAGAAGUUUAUAAAACCCCGCUCUUGUGCAAAGCGGUUUCUCAAAUUCUGUGAUCCAGAUAAAAACAAACUUAUAGAGCGCCAAGAAUGGUCAAUCUGUCUGGGUGUCGAUAUUAAUAUUUCUUUUCGAUUGUUUAUCUAUCUCAACUCAGACGAAGAAGGGAAGAGAACAACGACGCCACCUAGCGAUGCGCAGUCGUCAGGUGAAAGUUUAGACUUACAUAGCUUUCUAAAUAAGAACCCCUCCAGGGACAAAUCACCAUCAUCCUCAUCUCCCUCUUCGAAAACACACAAGGGGGAGAAAGAGCGGCAGCCGCCCCCGUCCCUGCCUGCUCUCAGCCUGGGCGACGCGUGGACGGACUUCAGCCGCCCCAGAGAGGACGUCAAGGCCGAGAAACAUGUGAGUGACUGUCGGACGGAGCGGGAGGGCGCACUGGAGCAAGACCAUGACAAUCCGGACGCUGGGAUCUUUGUCCCCACGUGCACACCAGAAGGCACGUGGGCGCAUGCACAGUGCCACAACUCGACCGGAUAUUGCUGGUGCGUGGACGAAAACACUGGACGGCCGAUAGUUGGGACGUCUACACAUGGGGUGCGACCGGACUGUGACUUCGUGAAGGAGAGGGAAAUACAGGCCCGUAUUCCUGUAGGUUGUACAUAUGCUGAGAAGCAGACGUUUGUUGCUGACCUUGUGGCCGAAAUCUCCAAGGAGAUGAAGGAAUAUGCGCUCAACCCGAGCACGGACCAUAGUCUACUGGUGACGGAGCCCAACAUGAGUCUCCAGGAGCGGUCUGCCAGGGGGCGCUUCAACACGCUUGAUGGGAACAAAAACAAGGUUAUAGACGACGGUGAGGCCGAGGAGUUCCGAGCGACGACGAUAAAGAACGCUCAGCAGAAGCAGACGAGAAAGUGCGCGCGCAAGUUCGUGCGUUACUGUGACGAGAACGAGGACAGCCAGAUCUCCGUGGAUGAGUGGGUCGACUGUCUCGGCAUCACAAGGACAGUGAACGUCAACCUUCCGUCCAAUCCUAAACGAAUUGGAGUGAAUCCGUUUGACACGUACCUGAGGGACAAUUAGAGGGUCGACCGUGUUAUGGACACGUGCUUCACUUAUCACGUGCAUGUAAAGUGAGGUUGCGGACAGACGGUUAGCUCUGCAACUAUGAAUUUGAUUCUUUGGUUAAAGUCUGUGAUUUAAUUGUAUGUGCACCAGAGACAAACAACAGAUAAACGGACAAUCUGUUAAAGGCGGUCGUUGUUCACCGGAAAUGACACUGUUGUGCAAAGCCAGAAAGCAACUUCCGGUGCAUAACCAGACAACGUGAAAGGAAUUUUAUUCCGAUAAAUGUACAGUGACGUCAGAAAAUCGCAACCAAGUUCAUCGAGUGCAUAUUUUAGGGGAUUUUGAAACCUAUGUGUGCCUUUCCACCGAAAGGCGGAAUAAAAAACACUGCUUAUGAGCCAUAUCCGACGCAAAUAAGUUUCUUUUCUUCAACUUUAUAAUAAGUAAAAACCUGCAUAAUAUUAACGUUAAAAUUGUUUUGUAGCAAUUAUUGUGACAGUUCAAGUGACAUUAAUAACUUUGAAGUUCGUUUUAAAAGAAGUUAUUGCUUCUUUCUUGUAAGUUCAUUACAUUUAUUUAUUGGAAAAACUUUUUUUAGAAAACCACAUUUUGUAUUGAAGCCGAAACGAUUUAAUUACCUAUGGGAGACAAAUAUUCUUACAUCAUAGAACAGGAAAGAAAAAAUAAUAAGUGUAGAAUAGUUUCCAUUUCAAAAUGAAUCUAAAUAAUUUGUCUUUAUUGUUUGUCCAUUCAUGUAGUAUUGUAAAUUGUAAACAGUUUAUGAACACACAGAAUUUGUUGUAAAAAUGCUUUUUUCUAUAAUUUAAUGAUAAACAUGCCUUCUCUGCAUUUAUAUGAAUAUGAUUACAAGCAAAAUAAAAAGUGAAAACAAAUACAA